CGCGUGCCCAGCAGCAGCGGGAGAAAGGCCGCGCCGGCAGCUUGCAUGCACGCUCGCGCCGCAGCGGGCACGGCAGCUUCUACUGGGGAGGAAGGAUCAGUGAGAAAACUCUCUCCUACGCCAGGAACUUUACUCCCAGUGCUUCAAGAAUCAACAGUGAUGGCUGUUUUGGAAGGUUUUGUUGGACUGCCAAAUUAUUGGGACUAAAGACCUUUGGAUUACUCACAAUCCUCCUCCUAACCCACACAGCUCACUAAGAAUUGUACCCCACACUCCUUUUUGCUGUGAUUGGUAGUGGUGACUGGGAAGAUGGCAUCCAGCCUCACGAGUACCGGAGUGAUAUGGGCAUUUUUUUCCUUCCUCUGUGCCGGAGUCUCCUGUGUGGGCUUCUUCAUGCCUUACUGGCUGCUGGGAUCCCAGCUGGAGAAAUCAGUGUCCUUUGGCACUUUCCGGAGAUGUUCCUAUCCAGUGCUGGACGAGAGCCGCCAGAUCACGGUGAUGGUGGAGCAGUGCGGACGCUAUGCAUCAUUCCAGGCCAUCCCGAGCGUGGAAUGGCGGAUCUGCACAGUGGUGACAGGGCUGGGCUGUGGUCUUCUUCUCCUGGUGGCCCUCACGGCACUCAUGGGCUGCUGCGUAUCUGAGCUGAUCUCCAGGACUGUGGGGAGAGUGGCUGGAGGCCUUCAGUUCUUGGGCGGCUUGUUAAUUGGUUCUGGCUGUGCUCUGUAUCCACUGGGCUGGGACAGUGAAGAAGUCAGGCAGACCUGUGGUAACCUCUCCAAUCAAUUUGAACUGGGCACCUGUGAAAUUGGCUGGGCUUACUACUGCACUGGAGGCGGAGCUGCUGCAGCCAUGCUGAUUUGUACCUGGCUGGCCUGUUUCUCCGGCAAAAAACAAAAGCAGUAUCCUUACUGAGGCCAGAAAGACCCUGAACAAAGUGAACCAUUUUGGGGGGAGGGCGGGGUCCAAAAAAUGAGUAUGUAUGCCUUUCCUGGAAGGGUACUGUAUCUCUUCAUUGUGCUAGGUCAACCCCAACAAGAGUCAAUGAAGAUGGAUGUGUGAUGCUGUGAAUACUGGGUGUUCUUUUUCUCUUAGGGAUGUAAGCCAAGAAUCCUGUGGGGCUUAGGGUUUAACAACGUUAUACCAAGCCUAUUGUGGAAUAGCAAAACUACAAGUAUCCAUUAUCUGGGAGGGGGAAACGAAUGGCAACUGUCAGUUGAAAAGGGCAGGAAAAUUCCCUGCAGGAGGACAAGGAUUCUGUCACAUGUGAGCAAACUGGACUUAAAGAGGGCAUUUCUUUGCUGUUGGGUUACUCCCUUGGAUGUGAAUAGUUGCGGAUCUUCCUAAAGUAGCAGCUGCAGCAGCUGCCCUGUGUGUGAGAGAGUACCUAUUUCAAGGCCUUAAGAGUAUUAGCCAUUAGAGGCUCCCCAACCUGUUUGGAGUUUGAUUUAGUGAACUUGAGCGUGAAAGAAGCGAAAGUUCUCUUUUACAAGACUCCUGAAAGCACAUCUGCUUACCUUUGCACAGACACUUUUCUACAUACAGACACACAGCAAACGGUCACCUCAAAGAUGCAUUUGUUCAAAAAUGUACCAGCCUCCAAACAGCUUAACAGGCCUGUCUGUGUGCCAGAGUGUAGCCUGAGAAGUUUGCCGAGCAGGACAUUGUUAAUUGGGCAAACGGCCAAAACUGGCAUUGUCUUUCCACUUCACCUGUAAAGCACAGAGCUCCACAUCCGUCUUUUUUUCUCUCUUUGCAAAUGCAGACACCCAACACACCUUCCUUUUAGACUUGUUCAGCAGCUAGGAUCCAUCUACACCUUACAAACACACCAAGGUCAUGAAAGCCCAACGAGGGGCAGGGGCGGUCUUGAAAAGCUACUUUUGGUUGAGCAACUGGCAGUGGGAAAAUGGCAGGCAGGGAAAGAGUUCAGGAUUGUGCCACCUCACCUCACCAUUCCUAAGUGCCCCCCUGACAAAAAAGGUUUUCCAACCAAAAAACAGGAGUGGUGCUACCUUAUACACAUUGGUGUGAAAUGUGCACAUUAGGGCUGCCUUACUCUUUCUUCACAUGCUAUAUCACAUUCAUGCCACAUACCUUUUUUUUCAUUCACAGAUGAAAAUGUAUGUACAUCUUUUUCCCAUGUAUACAGGCAAUCCCUCCCUCCGAACACCUGCUUUUGGCACAAUGCACACACACAUCUCCACCUCCUUCCCCUUCAGGCAUGUUUUAUUUUACUGUCUCUUCCCUGCUCCACCAAUUCAGGCUCCUCUGUCCCCUUUCCAUCCCAAGCAGGGGUGGGGAACCUCAGGGCGGGGAGGCCAGUGGCCUUCACAUGAUCACAGCCCCACCUUUUUUCUCCAGGCCACUAAUCCUUUGGUGAUAUCCUGGCUUUUGGGUAGUUCCCCCCAUUCUAGAAAGCUGAGAUGUCUCUCCUACAGCUUAUUUAUAAGCAGUAAGAACUUGAAGCUGCAAUAAUAAUAAUAAUAAUAAUAAUAAUAAUAAUAAUAAUAAUAAUGGACUGGUAUUUUAUUACAAUCAAUAGUGUAAUUUUGGUCCUGCUGCUUUGCCACCCACAACAUGGCCCCCAGGACCUUCUCCAGCAUUUUCUGAAAGAGGUUCCUCACUCAUGCUCAGGAGGAUGCAGAGACAAAUACAUUCUGCUUCACAUUCCCUUCCUUCCUCCACAGGGGGUCUUCAAAGAUUUCACCCAAAGCAGCCACAGAGGAAAUGCAAGUAACUCCCUUUCUCCUUAGCUACUUCUAAAUCUUCCAUGAGGGAGAGAGAUGUGCAUUGUCCACAAGUUAAUGCUCUCUUUUGCAUGCACACCUUAUCAUUAUACAAGUCCAAGAAAAGGCAACAAAGGACAUGUCAUUCCUGGUUAUUCAGUCCAUUUUGUUUAUUUGAGACCACUACAACUCCCAUUUAUUCUAUUAAUGCUGCAGGUGAUAGCAACUCAUACAUGUGGAGCAGAGCAGUUGCAAUGAAUACUGUGCAAUUUUUUUUUCAUUUUUCCUAGAUUAUUUUAAUUUCAGUAUUAUGCUACAUUUUAAACUAAACACCUAAUGGACUAAUGGGCCAUUUUUUCCAGUAUUUUAUAUAAUCCAUGUACAUGUGUUCUCAAGUUUUAUUAACAGCCUUUUCAGACAUAUAUAAUUUUAUAUUAACCUCAAUGUUUUCAGGAUAAUUACAAAAAUGCAAUACUUUACUCAGCAUAUGUAGCCUAGAUAGCAUAUUCCUUUGAAGAGCAGUAAAAGGACAGUUCUGUCCAAUUGUGUGUGUCUGGCACAGUAGACUAUUACUACUUAUGCAAGAGCAAUGACAAACAUCUUCCAAGUUUUGUUACUAAUACCGUUAGGUAAUUAUUGUUGUAUUGUGCUGCAUUAUUUUAAUAUUCAUCUUUGUAAUGUAAUAUAAAAUGUACUAUGUUUGUACUUUAGAAUCUGUGUAAAUAAAUGUCUUAUCUAUGCUACA
This is a messenger RNA of Varanus komodoensis (Komodo dragon), 3471 nucleotides long. It is a transcript of the gene LHFPL6, whose product is annotated as LHFPL tetraspan subfamily member 6. The record is from RefSeq and is a predicted model, not a curated record. The coding region runs from base 310 to 912 and encodes 200 amino acids. NCBI's taxonomy places the organism in Eukaryota, Metazoa, Chordata, Lepidosauria, Squamata, Varanidae. Gene Ontology annotation, cellular component: membrane. The transcript has 4 exons.